Messenger RNA from Eurytemora carolleeae, 950 nucleotides. Its product is annotated as phosphatidylinositol 4-phosphate 5-kinase 7. The transcript is spliced from 9 exons. NCBI's taxonomy places the organism in Eukaryota, Metazoa, Arthropoda, Copepoda, Calanoida, Temoridae. Bases 31 to 879 code for a protein of 282 amino acids. The record is from RefSeq and is a predicted model, not a curated record.
AAAGAUUCAGUUUAAGAUGAGAACUAGACAAUGUCAAUGUUAAAGAUAUUAUUGUUAAUAUCUGGAGUGUAUUCCCAGACUACAGAGAACUAUUCUAGCUCCGUGGUUCAGGAUUUGGUUUGGGGGAACGGAGUUUGUUCUUCUGGUAGAUAUAGCGGAGAAAUUAAUUCUGCAGGAGAGCCUCAAGGGUUUGGUAGUUACAGAUGUUCAGCUUACUCUUACACUGGGCACUGGGAUCAGGGGAAACGGAGCGGUAAAGGAGUUACAACCUACGCUAAUGGAGACAAGUUUGUUGGAAACUAUUUCGAGGACGUCAGACACGGUACUGGAGAAAUGUUUUGGAUGAAUGGAAGAAGAUAUUCUGGUAACAUGAGACAGGGAAGAAUGCACGGGAAAGGUGAAAUGUCGUGGCCGAGUGGAGAUAAAUAUAUUGGAGACUGGGACAACGACUCCAGAACUGGAUACGGACUGUAUCUUUACGCUAGUGGAAACAGAUAUAAAGGACAGUAUGUAAACCGAAAAAAGGAAGGAUUGGGACAGUUCUGGUGGACUGUUGGAGUGAAUGCUGGAGAUAAAUACGUUGGACAAUUCAGAAAUGAUGAGAGAAACGGGGAAGGAAUUUAUUACUUCAAGAACGGAGAUAUAUUUACUGGAACAUGGCAGGAUGGAAAACAGACCGGAGAAGGUUCGGUUGGGUACUCUAACGGAAACCUGCUCCGGGGGGUCUGGUCGAAUGGGAAAAGGUCUGGAAAAUUUAAUUUUACAUUUCCUAAUGGAGAAAGGUUUAGUGCCGUGUUCAAGGACGGAUUAAGAGAAGGAGGAUGGACCAAAAUUGAUCCUGUGUCUCCAAACCUUUCGCUCCUUAAUCGUUCUAUUUAAGAAAACACCAUCUUAUUGUAAUAUUCCUCAUACAAUUAUAUUUUAAUCCAAUAAAUCAUCCAUAAUUGUAA